Messenger RNA from Pseudophryne corroboree (corroboree frog), 3352 nucleotides. It is a transcript of the gene ADAM12, whose product is annotated as ADAM metallopeptidase domain 12. Gene Ontology annotation, molecular function: metalloendopeptidase activity. The transcript is spliced from 23 exons. Bases 248 to 2995 code for a protein of 915 amino acids. NCBI's taxonomy places the organism in Eukaryota, Metazoa, Chordata, Amphibia, Anura, Myobatrachidae. Gene Ontology annotation, biological process: proteolysis. The record is from RefSeq and is a predicted model, not a curated record.
UAGCCAACCCAGACAGUUUGCUCAUUUAAUGCAACGGUCAACAUUUUUUCCCCUGCCAAAAAAAAAAGAAAAAGAAAAAAAAAGUUUAAAAGGGGAGAAAGAAAAGAUGAUCAUGUCAGGCAGGAGGGGUUAACUGAAAUGCAUUCAGGAAAUUUCUCACAUCCUGCAUCCCAGUCCCCUGUAACUGUAUAUUAUGGUGCUGUUCUGCCCAGCCAGCUGAUGAAAGCUGUUUCUCAGUCAGGAUAAGAUGUCAGAGAGGCUGAAGGCAGAACAACGGUUUUCUCUCCCAUUCCAGACAUUUAUACGGCUGAUGUGUGUUAGCUGUGUAGUUAUUUCUUCCAGAGCACAAGGAGAGAAUGUGGAUUGCAAAUUGGGAUUGUCUAGGAAACCAACAGAAAGAGAACAUUGUGGACGUUAUGAAAUAAUAGUCCCUUAUCUUUUGAGUGGAGACCAGUGGAAACCGAUGGGUACCAUGUUUCCAAAGGUUCAUCCAGCAACACUGAAACUCCUGCUAAGAUCUAAAGAGGGGGAACUGCUGUUGAUUCUGGAAAGAAAUGAGGGACUCUUCGCCGGCGACUUCACUACAACUCACUACAUGGAAGACGGAACUGCUGUGACUACUGCACAUAAUCACACGGAUCGCUGCUACUACCAUGGAAAGGUAGAGGGACAUCCCAAGUCAGCAGUCAGCUUAAGCUUCUGCUCUGGUCUCAGGGGAUUAAUUACACUUGAAAGCCGAGCAUAUGUCCUGGAGCCACAGGCUGAUUCUACAAGCAGCCACCUCUUUUACAGAGCAGAACAUCUAAAACUGGCUGCGGGAUCCUGUCGCCAACAUUCUAACCUCUCAGGCGUUUCACUGAAUGACACUUUACAAUUCUCUGAAGAUUAUUUACAAAGGCACAAAAGAGACACUUUGAAGAUGACCAAGUAUGUGGAGCUUGUUAUUGUGGCUGAUAAUCGUGAGUUUCAGAGACAAGGAAAAGAUGUGGACAAGGUUAAACACAGACUGCUAGAAAUGGCAAAUUAUGUGGAUAAGUUCUUCAGGCCACUGAACAUCCGAGUAGCACUGGUUGGAGUGGAAAUUUGGAGCGAUGCUGAUAAAUGCGCAAUAACACAAGACCCUUUCAACAGUCUUCACGAGUUCCUGGAUUGGAGGAAGCUGACAUUACUACCUCAGAAGGCUCAUGACAACGCUCAGCUAGUAAGCGGGGUGUAUUUCCAAGGCACAACCAUUGGCAUGGCGCCAAUCAUGAGCAUGUGUACGGCAGAUAAGUCCGGAGGCGUGGUGUUGGAUCAUUCAGACAACUCACUAGGAGCAGCUGUAACACUUGCCCAUGAGAUUGGCCACAACUUUGGGAUGAACCACGAUACACUGGAAAGGGGCUGCAACUGCAAAGGAUAUGACAAGGGAGGCUGCAUUAUGACUCCAUCCACCGCAUACCCGUUCCCCACAGUGUUCAGCAGCUGCAGUAAAAAGGACUUGGACACCAGCCUGGAGAAGGGAGUAGGCAUGUGUCUCUAUAACAUGCCUGAAGUUACAGAAUCAUUUGGAGAGCAUAAGUGUGGAAAUGGAUACGUAGAAGAAGGAGAACAGUGUGAUUGCGGAGAACCAGAAGAAUGUAUGAAUCCGUGCUGCAAUGCCAGCACGUGUCUGCUCAUCCCAGGGGCUGUGUGUGGAUACGGACUCUGCUGUGAAGACUGCAAGCUUAAGCCAGGUGGAACGCCAUGCAGGGACGCAAGUAACUUUUGUGAUCUGCCAGAGUUCUGCACGGGGACCAGCGCACACUGCCCGGCCAAUGUCUACUUGCACGAUGGUCAGCCAUGCCACAAGAUAGAUGGGUAUUGCUACAGUGGCAUGUGCCAGACACACGAGCAGCAGUGCAUUACACUGUGGGGACAAGGUGCGAAACCCGCCCCAGGUAUUUGCUUUGAGAGAGUAAACUCUGCGGGAGAUCCCUAUGGAAACUGCGGGAAGGACUCCGCUGGCUCCUUUAUGAAGUGUGAGAGCAGAGACGCCAAGUGUGGGAAAAUUCAGUGCCAAGGUGGCGCAAGCCGGCCUGUGAUUGGCACCAAUGCUGUCUCCAUAGAAACCAACAUACCCCUGCAAGAAGGAGGCAAAAUCCUGUGUCGCGGCACCCAUGUGUAUCUGGGCGAUGAUAUGCCAGACCCAGGGCUCGUUCUAGCUGGCACAAAAUGUGGACAUGGAAAAAUCUGCCUGGACCGCCAGUGUCAGAAUAUCAGCACGUUCGGCAUGCAGGACUGCGCAGCUAAAUGCCACGGACACGGUGUCUGCAACAAUAAAAAGAAUUGUCACUGUGAAGCUGACUGGGCGCCUCCGUAUUGUGACAAAAAAGGUUUCGGUGGUAGUGUGGACAGUGGGCCUAUGAGAGCCUCAGGUAACAGAAGCUUAAUUGCAGGAGUGUUGGUCACUGUUACAUGUAUAGCAGCUGUUGCCGUCACCAUGUACUUCAAGAGAAGGACUCUAAUUCGAUGGCUUUUCACAAACAAGAAGAGCACUAUUGAAAAAUUAAGGUCAGCCAGUCCAUCAAGAGCUAGGAGCUCCAAUGAAGCUAAUCAGGAAUACAGCAGAGCAUUGUGCAAACAGUUGCUGAGCGAUGCGUCGCAGGGACAGGAGGUUGGGAGGACGAACAGAUUGCCGCGUUACCAGCCUGUAGACAUCAGUCAUCCAAUACUUGAAUCGCCGGAGUGCAGUUUACUCGGCCCACCGCGACCUCCCCCGCGGCCCUUCCAACAAACUGUGCCUGGCCGGCCUCUUCCAGCGAGGCCGCCCCUCUGCGGUGUGAAGGGAUCGCACAUUCCCAGCCCUCCGCAGAAACCACUUCCGGCAGAUCCUUUGAAUAAAAGUUGCCGCUUGGAUGAUACCUCUAGCUCGGUGUAUGAACAUCAAGGAGCGGUGCCUCGGAUUACACCUGUGAGACCCGCGCCAAAACUUCCACCGCAUCGACCCAUCUUCAAACCCGCCCACUGCAGCUGAGGAGAAAGGCGGAGGCCUCGCGGGAAAUUUGCACUACACUCCGGCACAAGUUGGGAGUCUGUUUACUUUCGUCAAUUGUAGUACUCUAUUAAUUUCCGAAAACUGUAAUAGACCUAAUGAGAGGACUGAGCUGUGGCCUUUGGUGCUAUAUGCGUGCAUUCGCUCAGGUACUUGUAAAUUACUAAUUUAUGUGGAACAUUUAGAACAGUGCAGUGCAUUGGGCUAAGUAUAUUUAACCAUAGAUGGUUUUCCAGAGGGGAAAUAUUUUUAUAAUGUGUAGUACACUUGAAACCUAUUACCAUUUUAUAGCAUUUUGGUGGUAAUUCCGAGUUGAUCGCAGCAUCAAAUUUGUUAGCA